AUGUCUGCCACACCUCCUCCCCUCCCCAGCAGCAGCAAGCGCGACCUCGAAUGCAGCAGCAGUAACAGCAGCAGCAGCAGCAGCAGCAGCAGCACAUGCGUCUGCGGAGUUUGCUGCUGGGCCGAAGGGCCCACAGCCUGCGGGCCUUUCCUGCAGAUGCGGCUGAGCUCCUGCAGCGCAGCAGCAGCAGCCCGCCGACUGCACCUGAUGCUGCCAGCUCUGUGGCGGCGGCAGCAGCAAUUGGCGAAGGACCCACAGCUGCAGCAGCAACAGCAGCAGCAGCAGCAGCAGCAGCAGGAACAGCAGCAUCAAGAGCAGCAGUUCCAACAGGAAGAGCAGAAGCUGGAAGUGGAAGAGUUUAGAGCGACUGUUCUGGCAGUGUGCGAGCGCCUGGCUGCAGCAAGCGAGAGGGUUCGCAACGCGUCCGCCUACAGCGAGGCUUUCGCGCUGCUGCGGGCCGUAGCCCCUCCCAAGAUUUCAGCAGCAGCAGCAGCGCAGCAGCAGCAGCAGCAGCAAGAGGAGGAGGAGCAGCAGCAGGAGCAGCAGCAGGAACAGGGAGGCGUUUUAGACAAUCGGCCGCCUUCGCCGCAGAGCAGCAGCAGCAGGUGCGUUGAAGCGGCAGCGCCACUGCAGGAACUCAGCAGCAGCAGCGACGGCAGCAGCAGCGGCAGCAGCAGCAGCGACAGCAGCAGCAGCAGCAACAGCAGCAGUGGCAAUAGAUGCAAAGGAGAGUGGUGGUUCGGCGUCUUGUUUCUAAGAGAAGUGCCACACGAGCACUGGGCUCGCACUAGACAAGAGCAGCAGCAGCAGCAGCAGCAGCUGCUGCUGCAGCUGCAACGAUCGCAGCAGCAGCUGCAGCCUCACCAGCAGCGCUUUUCUGCUGCAACAACUUGCCAAAGAGUCAUUUCGGUGCUGCGAGGGGCCUCAGCAGCCAUGGACUUAGGGGAUUACCAGACUUACGGCGAUACCCGCUGCCCUUCCGGCAGCUGCCACAUGUGGGCAGCAGCAGCAGCAGCAGCAGCAGCAGAAGCAGUAGCAGCAGAAGCAGUAGUAGCAGUUGCUGCAGCAGCAGCAACUAGAAUAGAAGGAGCAGUCUCAGCAUUUUCUUUCCUUCCAAAAAUUAGCCUGUAUAUGCACUGCGCCGCUCUGCUGCUCGCUGGCCCCCAAGCAACAGCAGUUCCGCUGCAGGCUGGAGAGGCAGCAGCAAACGCAGCAGCAGCAGCAGCAGCAGCAGCAGCAGCAGCGCCGCUUCUCUCAGUAUCAGAAGAGGCGCUUCUGGAGGACUUGCGGAAUCUUGGGAGGUCGCCUGCUGCUGCAGCCGCUGCAGCGUCUUCUGCUGCUGCUACUGCUGCUGCUGCAGCUGCUAUUGCUCCUGCAGCACGAAAGAAGGGGAAGCCAGCGGCACUUGGUGACCCUGAAGCAGCUGCACUGAGGGGAGCGCUGGCGCUGCGCACUCUGAACUUUGCUGAGGCUGCUUGGUGCUGCGUCGGGGCUUUGCAUGCGUUGGCAGCAGCAGAUCUGAGGCAGCAGCAGCGGCAGCAGCCCUCAGCGCACUUGCACGCCUUUCGGGCCAGCAACAUCAGCAGCAGCAACAGCAGCGGCAGCAGCAACAGCAGCAGCGACGGCAGCAGCAGACGACGAGUCUUUUCCUCCACGGACUUGGCUAUAUAUGGAGCCAUCGCUCUGCUUGCUUCGACUGAGAACGCCCUGCAGGCAGAAGGGCUGCAGCUGCUGCCUGCUCUGCGAACUUUGGGGCUGCAUGCGCCGGCGUCGCUGCAGCAGCUGCUGCUGGCUGUGGAGAAGUGCGACUUUGCGCAGCAGUCCGAAGGCAUUCAGCGCGCGGCACUUUUUCUAGAGGCGGACUUUGUUCUGCAGCCAGUCGCGUCCCGUGUUGCUGCUGCACUGCAGCAGCAGCUACUGCAGCUGCGGUCGCCGCUGCAGGAGUACCUGCAGCGACUGUCUCUCGCCUCCGGCCAAGUGCUGCGACGGAAAGAAAUAUCCUCUGACGUGUUGCUGCUGCGAUCCCUGCAAGCUGCUCAGCAAGAUGCCAGUCGCAUGUGCGAGCGGGCAGCAGCAGCAGCAGCAGCAGCAGCAGCAGCAGCGGCUGCGGCGGCAGCAGCGGCUCGCGAGAAGGACAGCAUGCUUACAUAA
Eimeria necatrix is the source of this 2151-nucleotide messenger RNA. RefSeq lists its product as hypothetical. The coding region runs from base 1 to 2151 and encodes 716 amino acids. Lineage: Eukaryota; Apicomplexa; Conoidasida; Eucoccidiorida; Eimeriidae. The transcript is spliced from 11 exons. The record is from RefSeq and is a predicted model, not a curated record.